AGCAUUUUUUUAAUUAUCAAUUAAUAUAAUAACAAUCGUUACAAAAAAUGCAAAAUUUAAAUUUAAAAAACUAAAUGCAUGACAACAACAUUAAGUAAUGUUAUUGAUAUUUUACACUAUUAUAAUUGUCGAUCGUAAACCGCUUAAUAUUCCAAUUUACGCGAGAGGAAAAUAAAAAUGACGGAAAGUUUAAUAAAUGAAUGGUUAGUAGAUUGUGCAGAUGUCUCACCUUCAGAACUUCAUACUUUUGCUACUACUUUAUCACAAGAUAACGAAAUAGUCAGAGCUCUUUAUGUACUUUUGGAAGAACGUAGUAAAUAUAGUCAGCUGGUGGAUACAGUAUGUGAUCAGUUAUAUAAUUUUUAUCGGUCUCGAGAAACAGAAUUACAAAGAUUUACCUUACAAUUUUUACCAACAUUAGUAUAUAUUUAUUUAAAUUCUGCAGCUCAUGGUGAUAUUAAGAAUUGUCGGUCUGUAGAAACAUUAUUAAUUGGUCUAUACAAUUUGGAAAUAGUAGACAAAUCUGGUCAGCAGAAAACAAUUUCUUUCAGAUUACCUUCACUUGCCAUGAUAUCCAUAUUUCAUGAGCCUGUAAGUUUGGCACCUGCUUCUUUAACUGAGAGUGCAGUACGCAGAUUUGAAGAAUGUAAUACAAAACUUGUUAGUUGGGGUCCAUUGCAACAAGUUGAAACACUAAAUGCUCAAAAUAGAUUAAAAGUAAUGACUGCUCUUCUUUUUAUUUAUAAUCAACAACUUGGUUACAUAAGUAAAUUUGCAUUGGAGCAAUUAUGCAAAGUUGCUACUAAACUUGUCACUCAAGGAUUUAUGAAGCCGGGACACCAUCAACGAUCUUCGUAUGGAAGCGAGUCUAGUUUUGUUCCAAGGCUUUUACCGCGCAUACCUGUUUCCAGUCAAUUUCUUCUUGAAUUUUUACAUGCUGUAUACUUUGCUAUGUAUAAUGACUGUUGGUAUUUAGGAACACAAGCAGUAGAAGAUAUCCAUAAUCGAGCAUGUUAUGAAACAUAUCCAGAUGUUAUGCUAGUUACAAAUGCUAUACGUAAUUCUGCAACUACUGGAUCAUCAGGUCAACCUAGUGAUGGACCAAUAGGCAUUAGCGUUGCAUUAUCGCCGGCAACCGCAACUGCAACAGUAUCUAAAUCGAUGAUAACGAAUGCUUCGUUUCGAACUAAAAAGUUACCAGAUGAUAUACCAAUUCAAGAAACAAAGGAUGAUUCUGGAGGAGAAGGUAAAAGUAAUCUUGUAUCAAUCACAGAAGAAGAAUUGAUAGAGACAAAUAGAGUUGGCUCAAUGAGACAAUCGAAGGAUCAAAAGACUGCAUCUAAAAUUACAAAUUUUCCGGUACUUGGAAAAAAACCACGAGAAAAGGAUAGUAAAGUAAUUAAAAACAUUAGUGCUCUUGAAAAGGAAAAAAAACUUGGAUCUCAAGCAACUUCAAAGGAAAAUAUCAAAGGUAGUUCCUCAAUGUUAAAUAGUGAAUCAACAGAAAUUGAUGGAAAUAUUAAUGGAUGUUCAAUUAGGAAAAAAAAUAAUAGUAUAGAAAAUAAUUCAAUUACAGUAGAUAGUAACGUUUCUUUGAUUGAUAGCGAACGUCUUACGUUGAGUGGAGACUUAGAUAAUAUGGAAAAUUCUAUUACUUUAAGAACGCAUAAUGAAACUGAAUCAUUAACCUCAUCUAUUCAGAUUAGCUCUGUUUAAGUUAUUAUAACUAAGUUUUUAAAAUGGAAAAACAAAACUAGUAGUGGAUUACAUUGAACGAUAUAAUUUAUUAUUUAAUAUAUUUUUUCUUUUCUUA
Messenger RNA from Apis mellifera (honey bee), 1813 nucleotides. It is a transcript of the gene Hyccin, whose product is annotated as hyccin. The transcript is spliced from 9 exons. Gene Ontology annotation, biological process: protein localization to plasma membrane; phosphatidylinositol phosphate biosynthetic process. The record is from RefSeq and is a predicted model, not a curated record. Bases 178 to 1716 code for a protein of 512 amino acids. Gene Ontology annotation, cellular component: plasma membrane. Lineage: Eukaryota; Metazoa; Arthropoda; Insecta; Hymenoptera; Apidae.